Molecule: messenger RNA, 1472 nt
Organism: Mycotypha africana
Lineage: Eukaryota; Fungi; Mucoromycota; Mucoromycetes; Mucorales; Mycotyphaceae
Exons: 1
Coding region: 266-1186 (306 amino acids)
Biological process (GO): N-terminal peptidyl-methionine acetylation
Cellular component (GO): NatC complex
Source: RefSeq, a predicted model, not a curated record
GAAUUAUUUCAUAGCUUUUGGCUCUCGUCGACCCUACCCUGAUGCGUUUUCCAGGUCAAAGUUGAAUGUAAAUAUGGUCUACAUCUCACGUCAGUCAUAACUUCUUUGUUCAAAAGCGAAAGAAAAAGACUAACUUGGCAUAUCUUUCUAUUAGUCCAUCUUUUAUCACGACAAGUUAGUUUUCGGUAAAAUUGCUGUUCCUCGACUUAUUUUAGCCUCUAUAAGCGAAACAGUAAAACCACCUCAUUGGUUCUUAUCCAGCCAUAUGGACCUUAUGCCGCAAAACAUGAAUCCUGCUGAGUUCAUGAAUGCUCAUGAUGUUCUCAAGGCCUUUCUAGACAGAAUUUCUCUCGUUUUCAUUGAAUAUUUCAAAAUCAAUUGCCACAACCGAUCACGUCAACGAAGAAUGCUUGGUAAGCUUAUUGCUGAAUGGGAGAUCCUACAAGAAGAAGCUGCAGGUGUGGACGAAGUCUUUCAUAGACUGGUAGAACAACAACUGCAAGGAAUAGAAAAUGGCGCUUUUAUAGCAGAAUCAUCUGCAGAUACAGCAGCACCCUAUUAUUUCUCGUCAUGGGCAUAUGAUUUAAAACUGAACAUGAUCGAAAAGAUUUUAUUUCUUGGCUUCGAGUUGGAAUUAUACGGACCUCAUGAGUAUAUCAUGAUUUACUGGUAUUUACAAUGCGUAUUGGGUAGUCGUACUUUUCUUUUGGAACGCAUGACAAGUUUUACUGUUGAGCAAACGUCAUCCUCACCAGCAGUCCUCGCAAAUUCGAAGCAAACGACAUCAACAACAGAGGUAGUUGAUUAUGUUCAAGUGAGCCAGCUAUUGACGCAAACAAAAAAGAUCUUAUGUGAAGCCAUACUAAAGUUACUCCUCACUGCGCAAUACACUGGUCAACUACGUCAGUUUAAACCGAUUUUUGAUGAUGAAGAAACAAGAUAUACACAACGCUUUAAACCUUUUGCGGCACUGAGCUCGCCACCUCAUCCCACCUAUCCCAUGUUUCUAGAAAAUAUCACUGUAGAAGAGAUGGAUGUGCCUCAGAUGUUAAUGAUUAUAAAAACUGAUUUAGAAAGAGUCAGGCGAUAUCUCGAACAUAUUUUGGUCUUGAUGCCUGAAGAAGUAAAUAUGGACAAAUGCUUUGAUUACUUCAAAUCGGUAAGAAUGGCAAUGGUUUGUGGAUAAAGGCAGUACACCUUAUACAUUUAAUUCAUUGAUUAGGAUAUGAAAGAUAUCGUUCGAGCGGUGGUUGCAAAUACUAUCAGUAUAAAUCUUCUUAAAAAUGACAAGCUUAUGGAAAGGGGUAGUAAAAAGAGACAACAGAAGGAGUCGUCCUUAUCUGAUCUCGAUACCAACUUUAAAUAUCAUCCGUGGUUUUUAACCAUAUCAAGAAAGAAAUAAUUCUCUGUAUAUAUAAAGAUAGAUGACGCUAUGUAAAUUUCUGUUUUAUACUUUAUUCCUUGUAAUAGUA